ACAUAUCGAAUUUCUGAUUCUGCAAGAUUUUUGGGUUUUUCACGAAGAAAACACACGAACUUCCAAAUUUCGACAUUGCUAUGUUACUUCCUUGUGAUUUGUAAAUUAGGAUAGUUAUUACGAUGAUUACGCUUAAUAGAAAGUUAAAAAAAGAACAUACGGAGCCUAGCAAUGGUAUUACUACGGAACCGUGUAAAAGAAUCUCUGUGAGGGACAAGUUGUUGGUGAAAGAAGUGCAAGAGAUGAAUGAGAACCUGCCGACAACGUGUACGGUGACGUUUCAGGACCCCAACACGUUAAACGAGUUCAUUCUGACGGUAAAACCUGACGAAGGUUAUUGGAGUGGAGGCAAGUUCAAGUUUAGCGUAUUUGUAACAGAAGACUAUAAUAUGGCGCCACCUAAAGUGAAAUGUCUCACGAAGUUAUGGCACCCAAACAUCAAUGUAGAUGGGGAUAUCUGUCUAUCUCUCCUGCGGCAGACCUCAAUAGAUGAACAUGGAUGGGCACCGACGCGGAGAUUGAAAGAUGUUGUAUGGGGCCUCAACUCUUUAUUUACGGACCUUUUAAAUUUCGAAGACCCUCUUAACAUAGAAGCUGCAGAGAUGUACAGGAAGAAUAAAACAGAGUUCCAAAGCAAGGUUCAAGAGUACAUAGCUAUUGCCAAGGGCAAUAGAUGAAACUUGUGUUACCCACUGUUCGUAGCCACCCUGGUAACAUUACUCUCUCUCCAACACUUCAUACAUCACCAUGUUUUGUAGUCAAAAUGUAAUUAAUACUCCAAAAGUGAUAUCUUGCUUUCUAAGGAACAGGUUCUCAAGUUUUAAUUAGGUCUGUUCACAAUGGUCCUAAUUCCUGCAGAUGCCAUCUAAUUUUAUUUUAAUUUAUACCUGUCACUUUCUUAUCCGUUGAAAAAGAAUGGGACAGGUAAUCGACAGGCAUAAAAUGUAUGGAAUACACAUCAAUUUUGAGCAGAAAUCUAAAUCUAAAACAACCGUCUAAUAGUUUUACAUCGGCCAAUAACCCGACAGAGUUAAGUAGACAGCACGUCAAACAGGUUCCAUACCCGCGAGAUGCCUAUUUUAUUCGCCCGUGUCAUUCAUUCGUUUUAAAAUUAACUUGUUGUCAAUCAUCCGUCCCUUUCCUUUUCGGCGGAUAAGAAAAUUACGGGUAUAACUUAAAAUAAAAUUAGGAGGUGUCUGCAGGAAUUUGGGCCAAUGCCUCUUAUGAAUUUUAUUAUUUUAUAAUAUAUAAAUCAUGCGAAUUUUAUUAAUCUAUUGGAAUGCCCAAAAGCCUUAUGCCUGUAAUUACUUAUGUUGUGUAAUUAUUAGUGUUUUGUUUGUGUAUGAAAUGUCUGGUGCUGGUAAGCAGCUGAAGUGAGGACAUCUUGUGUUGGUUGUGAGAUCAAUGACCAACUUUAUCAAGUCAUUAUUAUUAUAUCUAGAUAGUUUGAUAAUUUCACACCUUGAAUAAUAUAAUACAAUGUCAGACAGUCCUUGAUAUAAUCAGUCACUAUCAUUUUUUUGUGUCCACAAAGUUUGUUUUUCGGGAUUGAAUAAAAUAAAUAACGAUUUUAUUAAAUUAA
This is a messenger RNA of Pectinophora gossypiella (pink bollworm), 1582 nucleotides long. RefSeq names its product NEDD8-conjugating enzyme UBE2F-like. The record is from RefSeq and is a predicted model, not a curated record. The coding region runs from base 123 to 677 and encodes 184 amino acids. The transcript has 3 exons. Lineage: Eukaryota; Metazoa; Arthropoda; Insecta; Lepidoptera; Gelechiidae.